AGUUGCCGGUGGGAGACGGGGAGCGCCUGAGGCCUGUGUUUGGGGAAGUAAACCAGUUUUGAGCAACUUCUGUCAGAAAAGGACAGAAUCUGCAUCCCACAUGAACUACGAAAAUCCUCCACCCUACCCUGGCCCAGGCCCAACUGCCCCUUACCCACCCUAUGCCCAGCAGCCAGGUGGUCCUCCGGGCCCAUACCCAGGGUAUCCUCCUGGACCCACGGGGCCAUACCAGCCAGGCCAGCCAGGUUACCAAGGUUACCCCCAGUAUGGAUGGCAAAAUGCACCUCCGCCUCCAGGACCCAUGUAUGCAGACGGGCCUAAAAACACAGUGUACGUGGUGGAGGAGCGGCGGAGGGAUGACACGGGUGAGAGCGCAUGCCUGACAGCCUGCUGGACUGCGCUCUGCUGCUGCUGCCUCUGGGACAUGCUGACCUGAGCACACCACCCGGACCUCUCACGAGUGCUAUGCAGGCUCCCCACUCCUGUCCCCACUUCUGUUACUGUAAUCAACGCUCUGCUUUGCACAGCCUGGAGUCCGUCUGUCCGUCCUAGCACCUUGGUGGGGUGGGGGGUGCACUCCUUUAUUUUAGUAAAGAAAAAAAAAAUCCCUUUUUACUAUUUCUAAGACUUUUGUUGUAACUUUGAAGAAUGUGCUGAUGGUGUAUUUAAACCGACAGCAUUCUGAUGAAAUGUGUAUUUAUCAGUUGAAAUUUUCCUGGUCCUAGAGAUGAAGACGUCUGCAGUAAUUAAA
Molecule: messenger RNA, 751 nt
Organism: Indicator indicator
Lineage: Eukaryota; Metazoa; Chordata; Aves; Piciformes; Indicatoridae
Gene: CYSTM1
Product: cysteine rich transmembrane module containing 1
Exons: 4
Coding region: 101-436 (111 amino acids)
Cellular component (GO): extracellular exosome
Source: RefSeq, a predicted model, not a curated record